UGUUGUAAAAUUAACCACUGUUAGACUUCUUCUUGCUAUUGCUACUACAAAACAUUGGUUUUUAGAACAACUUGACAUUAACAAUGCUUUUUUACAUGGAGAUCUUUUAGAAACUAUAUAUAUGCAGCCCCCACCAGGAUAUCUUCUUCCAGGUGAUACAAGAGUCUGUAAAUUACAGAAAAGCCUAUAUGGCCUUAAACAUGCUUCAAGACAAUGGUAUUACAAACUAUCAGAAUGUCUUCAAGAUGUUUAUACUAAAGCCCUUGGAAAUCCACUGUUUAAAGAUUUUACUGUCAAGAUGAACCUGUUGGAUAUUCAUGCUCAUCUUGAGGGGGGGUAUCAAGGAGGUCAAAUUAAUGAAGACCAAGAGCUGAAGGACUAAACUGCAAAUAUUAGUCUUUUAUUAUCCUAUUCUAUUUUUAGUAUUAGAUAUAAAUAAACUGUAAAAUAGCCUAAGACCUAAUUUUUUGAUUUCUCUCGAUUCAUCUUCUUCUUCUCUGAAGAGAGCUUUCGUUUUCUUCUUCUUCUCUGAAGAGAGCUUUCGUUUUCUCUGAUUCCUUACAAUCCAAAUA
Cuscuta europaea is the source of this 572-nucleotide messenger RNA. Lineage: Eukaryota; Viridiplantae; Streptophyta; Magnoliopsida; Solanales; Convolvulaceae. The record is from the annotation of a GenBank genome assembly.